Messenger RNA from Mustela erminea (ermine), 1251 nucleotides. Its product is annotated as phosphatidylinositol 3,4,5-trisphosphate-dependent Rac exchanger 2 protein-like. NCBI's taxonomy places the organism in Eukaryota, Metazoa, Chordata, Mammalia, Carnivora, Mustelidae. Bases 476 to 1222 code for a protein of 248 amino acids. The transcript has 8 exons. Gene Ontology annotation, molecular function: guanyl-nucleotide exchange factor activity. The record is from RefSeq and is a predicted model, not a curated record.
CCGCUGUGGCUGUCGGAGCUGCCUCCCCUCCCGCCCAGGCCGCGUGAGGCCGGAGCCGCGGGGCUCGGCGUGCAGGUCCCGGACCGGGGCCGCCUCUCCCGGGAGUUGUCUGCUUAGAGCCUCGCGCCUUCCGCGCCGGAGUUCCAGCGAGCGCCCUCUCCUCUCCCAACACCCCAGCCUCUCCCCAGCCUGUAAAGUCGCCGGUACCCCCUCGGGCUUCUCGGAGGCAGCAACUUUCCCCUCUGGCCAGCGCGGGGCCGGGCGCCCGUCCGCUCGAGGAAUAGCGCGCAGCACAGCAGCCCUGCGUCCCGCCGCCCACCACGACCGACGGGAGCCGCUGGGACGGCCGCGCCCAGAGAGCCAAGGACCUGGAGAAACAGCUUCGCCUGCGCGUGUGCGUGCUCUGCGAGCUCCAGAAGACCGAGCGGGACUAUGUGGGCACGCUGGAGCUCCUGGUGUCGGCAUUCUUACAAGAAUGAACCAGUGUGCAGCAUCAAAAACUGAUAAAAAUGUAACAAAAGAAACAGUAAAGAUGCUGUUCUCAAACAUUGAAGAUAUCCUUGCUGUACAUAAGGAAUUUUCAAAAGUCAUGGAAGAAUGCCUGCAUCCAGAACCUAACGCUCAACAAGAAGUGGGAACCUGCUUUCUUCACUUUAAAGACAAGUUUCAUAUAUAUGAUGAAUAUUGUAGUAACCAUGAGAAGGCAGAGAAAUUGGUUCUCGAACUUAACAAAAUAAGAACAAUCUGCACAUUUCUUUUGAACUGCAUGCUACUUGGAGGACGGAAGAAUACAGAUGUUCCCCUGGAAGGAUAUUUAGUAACAUCAAUACAAAGAAUUUGCAAAUACCCUCUCAUUUUGAAGGAGUUGCUGAAGCGGACUCCAAGGAAACACAGUGACUACACAGCGGUAAUGGAAGCCCUCCAAGUCGUGAAAGCUGUCUAUUCCAACAUAAACAAGGCCAAGAGGCAGAUGGAGAAGUUAGAAGUCUUAGAGGAAUGGCAGUCUCACAUUGAAGACUGGGAGGGAUCCAAUAUCACCGACACCUGCACUGAGAUGCUAAUGUGUGGUGUCUUGCUGAAAAUUUCUUCUGGAAAUAUUCAAGAACGGGUGCUUUUUCUUUUUGAUAAUCUUCUGAUGUAUUGCAAAAGGAAACACAGGUAUACAAUAGAGGGAUUCACCCUCCCACCCCAACUACUGUCAGCUCCUGUUGCCACGCACUGAUUUGCGUUGGAAACCCAGGUGCACCUCGG